AUGGAGGUGGCCGAGACGCCGGCGGCGGAGGAGGAAUCUCUGGGCGAUUUUGUGCAGAAACUACAGCUCGUGUUUGAUGCGGUGGCCGAGGAACCGGGCGGCUUCCUGCCGGUGCAACGCUUCAUUCAGAUGGGGCUGCGCUUCGUGGAGGGAGACGAGCUGCAGAGAAUGGCUGAACUGCUUGAUCCCCACAACUUGGGUCUCAUCACCUUCCAUGAAUUCUGCAGAGGAAUCUUUGCCAUAAAAGGGUGUGGUGACCUGUUGGACAAGGGUGAGCGUGCAGAGAGUUCGGCUGUCGCUCAUUACCACACACAGGAUGGAGAUUAUGCAUACCACCAGGCAGCUGCUGGGGGGUCCAUGGGCUACCAUAGGGGGCUCAGUGGAUGCAAUCACUAUCCCAGUGAUCUCAUCCUGACCAUCGACCGUCAAAAUGAGCACCCCGAAUCUGACAUGGACGGCUCCUUCAAGAGAAUCCGGACCUCAGGCAUGCGGAGCAGCAGGGGCGAGGGGAAAGAUGGCCUCUCCAUACAGAGCCCACAACGGAGCAGCCAUUGCGUGGAGAGUGGACACGUGUCACCUGCGGUGAGCUCCCUGCACAGUGGCGAAGAACAGUUUGAGGAUUACGGGGAGGGGGAUGUCUCCCCAGGCAGCCCAUCUGCUGACGAGGAGGGACGGACACAUGCCUGCUCUGAUCUAGGGUCAUCCCUCUGCUCCAGUGCCGGACAGACCCCGCGGAGAGGGGGAGCCGUUUCUCCCAGGGCGGGUCUCGAGGUGUUCUGUGCUCAGUGUAGCCGCCGCAUUGAUCUGCUCAGUGACCUGGCGACCCGGCUCCGCAAGCUCAAGGCUGAAGGCUCCAGCAGGAAGUUGUCGUCUACAGCAUUUGGAAGACAACUCUUCCACACCAGUAACUACAAUAGCAACAGCUCUGAGGACUUGUUCCGGGACACCAUCGACCCCUGUGAAGACGACAUCGCCCAGAAGGUGUGUUACUUGGAGAGGAAGGUUUCGGAGCUGGAGAAUGAACGAAUCAUUAAGGGCGACCAGAAGAGUAAACUGAAACAGGAGAAUGUUCACCUGGUCCACAGGGUACAUGCAAUGGAGGAGCAGCUACGGGAGCAGGAGAGCCGAGCGCAAGAGGAGCUACAGCAGGAACUGCGACGACAGCGACAGCUGCUCAGCCGACUCGAGCGUCAGAAGGAGGAGGAGAUCCUCACCCUCAACUCCAGGGCCCAGCAGCUAGAGGAGGAGUCACAGCAGCUGAGACAGACAGCCACCCGGCUGAAGACCCAGACCCAACGGCUUGACCAGGAGCACCAGCGGAUCUCGUACAAGCUGGAGGAGACGAGCCUGCGCCUGCGGGACGAGGUGGAUCUGUACCGCAGGAUGGUGGAGAGGAUGAGGCAAAACCGGCAGGAGUUCCAGAGAGAGCGCGAGGCUAUGCAGGAGCUGAUUGAAGACCUGCGCAGGGAGCUGGAACACCUUCACCUCUUUAAGCUGGACACUGAGAGGCCAGGCUGGGCUCAUGGUUCACCGUCCGCCCUCUACCGCCUUUCCCUCCGCUCCCGGGAGCUUGAGCUCGAACACGAGGUCCGCCGACUGAGGCAGGAGAACGCGAGGCUCCGGGAACAGAACGUGGAGCUAAAUGGGCAGGUCCUGGGCCUGAGUCUGAGCGAGGCGGCCGGCCUGUUCCAGAGCCCAGCGCAGAGCCUAGCCACGGAAAUCGACACCGCCAGCCGUGACCAGCUGAUGGAGGCGCUGAGGGACCGGGAGGAGAUUAACCUGCGACUGCGUCAGUACAUGGACCGAAUCAUCCUGGCAAUAAUUGACCACAACCCCUCAAUCCUUGAGAUCAAAAAGUAG
Hypanus sabinus (Atlantic stingray) is the source of this 1860-nucleotide messenger RNA. RefSeq names its product rab11 family-interacting protein 4B-like. The coding region runs from base 1 to 1860 and encodes 619 amino acids. Lineage: Eukaryota; Metazoa; Chordata; Chondrichthyes; Myliobatiformes; Dasyatidae. The transcript is spliced from 15 exons. Gene Ontology annotation, biological process: regulation of cytokinesis; endocytic recycling. The record is from RefSeq and is a predicted model, not a curated record. Gene Ontology annotation, cellular component: cleavage furrow; recycling endosome membrane; midbody.